Molecule: messenger RNA, 1512 nt
Organism: Diaporthe amygdali
Lineage: Eukaryota; Fungi; Ascomycota; Sordariomycetes; Diaporthales; Diaporthaceae
Exons: 4
Coding region: 1-1512 (503 amino acids)
Source: RefSeq, a predicted model, not a curated record
AUGACUGCCUGUGCACUCACCUCAUCUCCACCACAUUCAAUCAACACAUCAGCACACCAACGCAACUUCAGCCAUCACUUCGGGGACAACGUCUUCUCCCCGGAGAAGUUUCUGCUGGACUGCGAAGCCCGUGUUCCUUGGGGUGUCCUUCAGGCCAAGGCGGCGUGGACAACUCCCUCGACGCAUUCGAUCGUGCAUGGUCUGGUCGCGCGACCUCUUUCACAACGGACUUUCUCCCGAAAACAGAGUCAAGGCUGCUCCUCCGACUGCAAGAAAAGCCUGGGAGUCUACUACGCGAUGGCGCAACCUCCAACGACUGGGUCGGUCGAGCGUAGUCCCGAUGACGCCGUCCUCCGUCUUGAUGACUUUCCCGUACUCGUCGAAUGGGCUGGGGCCGAUGCUCAGAUGAUCCAACUUGGCGACACCAUCUACACCACUCCAGUGUCUCUCGACUUGAACUUCGAUUCGAUGGCCAAAUCUGUUUCUUUAAGGCUGCGGGUCGUCGUCCAGAUUCACCGCGACUCAAGUAAUAAGACACCGCUGUACCUACAUAUCGGACCUGAAGACAUCAAGACGAUUACUUCCCGAGGCCUCCAUCCAGAACUGGCGGCUUCAAAAGCAAAUCGCCUCGACAUAAGGUUGAAACGGCCCGUGGCCUUGAUCGGUCCUCCGUUCCGGCUGCGGCCAUCCAACAAGGCUCGGGCCGGUGUUGUCAACUCUACGAGAGACCUUGCCAUGCGACGCGAAUUUUCUAUCUAUGUUAAGCAUGGCGUCAUCUCAGAAGCUCAGCACACGGCAAUCAGCCAAGCCGUGUACAGCGAGUACAGUUAUAGUGGACACGCGGACCUCUCCUCUUUGUAUGGAGGCCUCGGGGGCAAGCAAGUCGCGACAAGAGCUGCUGAGACCAGUUCUGCACCCGCGGGUGAUGGGACAGACUUGCCUCCUCCGUCAUAUGACGAGUUGGAGGCCCCUCCGCCGAUGGCACCCCUCUGGCAGGGGUCAGAUCCGGGGCCAUCGAGCAAGAAGCGGCGGUUGAGUAGCCCAGCCGCCGAUCCCACUGCAUCCUUACUGGCCGUAGAGACUAUCUGCAGGAAACUCAUGGCCGAGCAGCAAGCCAAGACGGAGCAGGCCUUGCGUGCUUUGGAGGACAGACUAACCACGCACUUGGACAGCAGGUACGACCGUUUGCAACGCGAGAACCAAGAAGCUCAGCACAAACUUUCCGACGAGCUGAAUUCAAAAAUGAGCGAGCUGAGGGGCCAGGUCGAUGAGUUGAAACAAAAAGUCGACGGACUUGACGAGAACAUGGCUGAAGAGCUAGAAAAGCUGUCCGAGGAGAUCCAAGUGGUCAGCGAUGACAUCGAAAGCAGGGUCGACUUUAGAGUAGACGACACCGCUGUGGGUGUCAAGAUCGAGCUCGAGGAGUUCAUACGUGAUGAGCUGAAAGACGUCGAGGAGGCUGUCAAGGGCAGCCUCAGGCGGGCUAAUGUGAGUAUAGAGUUCGAUGAUUAG